CCAGAUCAGGCUGGGGGUUAUCAGGGACCCAGGCACUGUGCACCCCCCUACCAUGUGGGAACUGCGGUCAGCCUCCUUCUGGAGGGCCGUAUUUGCUGAGUUCUUUGCCACCCUCUUUUAUAUCUUCUUUGGGCUGGGGGCCUCACUGCGCUGGGCCCCUGGACCCCCCCAUGUCCUUCAGGUGGCUCUGGCCUUUGGCCUGGCCCUGGCUACUCUGGUGCAGACUGUGGGCCACAUCAGUGGAGCCCACGUCAAUCCUGCAGUCACUUUUGCCUUCCUUGUGGGCUCUCAGAUGUCUCUGCUCCGAGCCUUCUGCUAUAUGGCAGCCCAACUCCUGGGAGCUGUGGCAGGGGCCGCUGUUCUGUAUAGCGUUACCCCGCCUACCGUCAGAGGAAACCUAGCACUUAAUGUGUUGCACCCUGGGGUGAGUGUGGGCCAGGCCACCAUGGUGGAGAUCUUCCUGACACUCCAGUUAGUGCUCUGUAUCUUUGCAACGUACGACGAGAGGCGGAAUGGCCGUCUGGGCUCAGUGGCCCUAGCUGUUGGCUUCUCCCUCACCCUGGGGCACCUCUUUGGGAUGUAUUACACCGGUGCAGGCAUGAACCCUGCCCGCUCCUUUGCUCCUGCCAUUCUCACCAGAAACUUCACCAACCACUGGGUAUACUGGCUGGGCCCCAUCAUUGGAGGGGGCCUGGGCAGUCUCCUUUAUGACUUUCUCCUCUUCCCCCGGCUCAAGAGUGUUUCUGAGAGACUGUCUAUUCUCAAGGGUGCCAGGCCCAGUGACUCCAAUGGACAACCAGAGAGCACAGGGGAACCUGUCGAACUGAAGACUCAGCCUCUGUAAAGUUCCGGUUGGAUAAUGGGAGUAGCUUGGGAUACCUGGGUUGUCUCCAGGCUGUACCCUUGAGCAUCACUCGUCAUGCAAGUCUCAUUGGGAUGCUUGGUCCCCCUGAGUCUCUGUGUCUUCAUCUGCAGAAUGGAGAUGAUGGUACCUAUCGUUUGGGACUCUUCUGAAGCUCAAAGUGUAAUAAUGUUGUGAAAGCAUUUUACAGAGUGUACUAGGAAGUGGGUUAUUUUUGUACAAAUGAUUUCCUUUCUUUUGUGAGUUAAUUUCUUGGGUUAUAUUCCCUGGAAUGGGCUCACUGGUUCAAAGGCUAUGACCUAGGUUAAUCGGUUGAUUCAAAAUCAAUUUGUUCAGUAAAUAUGUAUUACAUGCUUCCUAUAGGCCAAGUUCUAUUCUGGGCAUUGAGAAAUGCAGCAAUAAAUAAAAUGAAGCCUUGA
This is a messenger RNA of Manis pentadactyla (Chinese pangolin), 1281 nucleotides long. RefSeq names its product major intrinsic protein of lens fiber (gene MIP). Gene Ontology annotation, cellular component: apical plasma membrane; plasma membrane. Bases 53 to 844 code for a protein of 263 amino acids. Gene Ontology annotation, molecular function: water channel activity. Lineage: Eukaryota; Metazoa; Chordata; Mammalia; Pholidota; Manidae. Gene Ontology annotation, biological process: transmembrane transport. The transcript has 5 exons. The record is from RefSeq and is a predicted model, not a curated record.